ACUGAAAACCGACGAUUUGCAGCAAACUUUCGCGGCUGUAAAAUGCGGCCAGCAUGCUAAAAUUGUCCAUACUUUGUUAGUCAAUACAUUGUAAAUACAACUCGAUUUAAUGGCAAGCUAGAAAUAUUGCUAUCUCCAUGAUCGUUUGUGAGUUAGAAGAGUCAUCUUAUGUUAUCUAUCGUUUAUCGAAAAAAAAGCGUUUCCUGCUCUUCCGAGCUGUAAAAUAUUCAACGAAGGAAGACAAUUAGACUAGCCUCGUUUUCAACUCCACACAGCUGAAAUUGUCCGUUACUAAUCUGAGUUUUGAAACAGUUCUAUUACUUACUACAGGCAGGGAUAUGUUUUACAUGAACACCACCUACGAAGACUAUGGAGGAAGACAGUUUUACUGCGCAUACCAUUGUCAACAGCGAAAUCGGCACUUCCAUGGGGACCAUUAACAGUUUAUUUACACUGCAAAGUAACUUGACAACACCAAGUGACAUGGACAAACUGAGUUCUGAGCUGUUCAAGAAACUUCUUUCAUCGAUAAUUUUGUUCACCCUCCUGAACUGCGUGGGACUUCUUGCCAACCUCUUCGUCUUCUUCGUGUACCUCAGGAAGUUCAAGACCAGCGCCACCCGUGUGUUCGUGAUGACCAUGGCCAUGUGCGAUUUCUUGGUCAACCUUUCUGCGCUUCCUGUGAAUCUCGUGUAUUAUCGCCACAUGUACACCAUCAGCAGCCCAGCUUUUUGUACUAUCACAUACUUGGUGCAUAGAAUCCCUGUCUAUGUUUCUUGCUUUGUGUUGGUGUGUGCGAGUCUGGAUCGUCGACGUCGCGUGUGUCAGCCUCUCAGACCUCAGCUGGAUGCCCGACAAGCGACCCUCCUCUUGGUUGUGCCAGUCAUCCUGACUGCCAUAGGAACAUUUCCUUUUGUUGUCUUCUACACAGGAAUGCAGUUUGAGACAUCGACUAGUCUAACUGUCAGAAAGUGCGGCUUUCAGAGAGAGUUUCCCGGAGACUCUGUCAAACGUGCCGAGGGCGUUGUUCUGGCAGUGUACACCAUCGUCGGCCUCAUCCUGAUGGUGGGUUCUUAUGGUCACAUCCUGUAUCGAGUCAAGCAGCAGAAUAAGAGACUUAGUCAAAACUUGACAUAUCACAGUGAUCAGCUACAAAGGGGACUGUCUGUCCUUUAUACAAUCUCAGGUAGAAGAUCAGAAGAGGAAGCCGAACAUACAACAGACGGCAAUGUAGAGUCACGUGACGAGGAGAGCUGUGUUGUUCGGCAGGAAGGUGAAGCCAGAGAUCAGAUGGUGGAGGACCCCAUUGUGUCUGCAAUUCAUCUGCGACCAGCAAGACGAGGGACGAUUGUCAGUGUUCAUCUGGCCUCAAAGACCACGCUUGUGAUGUUUGUACUGAUCAUCACAACUGUCGUCUGCCUCACGCCUUAUAUAAUCUGGUCAGGUUUCCCUGAACCAUUUUACGAGCCCGACUUGAACUUCUGGGUCAUGAACUUGAGUGUCACGUGCGUUUAUCUACCGACCUUACGAAGUGCCAUCACCCCAUUCAUCUACUUUUACUUUAAUCCCAAAUUUCGCUUACACUGUCGACAGAUUCUCAAUCUCGAGAUUUUUUGCUACGACCUGUAAAGAUGACUAAGUGGCAAAUAAACAAGAAUCGCCGCAUCCCAAGAAAAAAAAACGGAAAAAAAAAGGGAAUAAACAAUUGCGUGUGGAUGAUGUUUGCGUCAAAUUAUGUAUAUAUAGAAAGUUAUUGUAUUUUUGUAUUAUUGUUUCCUAGUUUUGUGUUAUUUUCUAUUUUUAUCACUGAAUCAAAGUUUUAUUUACAAUUGUACAUAAACUUUGGUUUAUUUUGGCUUACGCCUGUUUGACGAAUGAAAGGCACUGGAGGAGGAACAGUCUCCUUAUUCACUCCGUCACCCGUAUGUAAGAUAGUGUUCGAACCCUCAACUAAUUCAAUAUUUUACUAAGAGCUUCUACAAUGAGGUCCCAAAGAUUUUUUUAGAAAUGUAUUUUUAAAUUGAUUUUUGAACCUUUGGAAAUAAAUCGUGUAUUUAGCUAAUGCUUUUUAUCACUCUUUGUAUUUCUGUUUUGUAUUUAUUUAGUUCAUCUACAAGGUGCUCUAGCACUAUCCGUGUUAUUUCUACUAUCCAGUGCAACAGUAGUGUUAAUUCCUGUCACAUUCCGUUAAAUAAACAUACAUUUUAGAUUAAAUCAACAACAAACGAAUCUGAAUUUUUAAACAACACGCUAAACAUAGCAAGAUGAUACCGAUAUGAAACAUUUCUUCCUGCUUGGUGUGGUCUAACACAAGCCUCACAUCCGAAUCCUGGGUGUGACUGCAUUUACGAUUUAAGUGGAGCUCGGCGCCAGCGUUCGAUGUUGCAGCCUUUUCCAAGAACUCAGCUCCAGAUACCAGGAUGAACAACAGUGGCAAUAGCAAGACUAAAUAGGAUCUGACAUACUGUGAGAUAAAGUUCACUACCAAGUACAAGUUGUACACUUCUCUGGUAUUGCUGUUCCUGUUUUCUCAAAUGACAAGUGGACUCUGCUCGCCGAGACGGAAAGGAGAAUCCAGGCUCACGAGAAUACAUACCUGAGGCUGCUCUGGAUCGGAUACAGAGAACAUAGAACUAGCGACUUUGUACGAAACAAAAUUACCACACUCGUUGGACAGGAUAUUCUACUUUCAACAGUCAACCAGCGUAAGUUGGUCUUCUUUGGCCAUGUGACCCGGCACGACACCCUGCCGAAGACUAUCUUCAAUGCACCUUGGAGGGUGGCUGACGCCGCAGGUGGCAAGAGGAAGAACUGACUUACGACGGUCAAAGACUGGACUGGUCGUCCUGUACAGGACCUGCUGACUAUCGUCCACAAUAGACAAAAGUGUCCACCCUGUCAGCUGCCGCAUUUAUCCACGUGAUCCCCCAACGACAGGUGCCGGUCUAGGGAUGAUUGACUGUGGCGAAAAAAAAAAUCAUGUCGCUCUAUGUGUAAAUAAAUAAGGGAAGAAACUGAUGGUACGCAUAGAAUUCGUUCUAGUAAAGCUUAGUCCCGUUAGAUAGGCAAGGGAAAAAUCAAACCUUCUGGUAUUUUGUUAUAUUUGAAUAUAGGCAAUGAUUAGGCAUGGAUUUGUACUCCAACAACUGAAAAUGACAAGAAAAAGUAACAUUUUAAAGUAUAUUUUUAUGGAAAAUGUGUGUUUGUUUUUGGCACUUUAAGUUUGUAUAUAUUUUGUGAAUAAUGUUUUUGUUAAUUUCUACCUUCCGCAUUUUUCAUAAUUUCUAAGAUAACCGCGAUUUCAAUGCUUGUGAAAAGGUACCGGCGUAGAGAGAACUUGUAUGCACGGUAUGAUCUAGUACUAUCAUAAUAAUCUGACACAAAUGCUUCGUACAUUAUUGAGUGGAAAUGUAUAAAGAAUGGCGUGGUGUCAUACAAUGUUGGUGAGUCUCAGUAUAAAUAUUAAAACUAACCGGAUGCAAGCAGUUUACAGAUUUACUUUCAUGAGAGCGACGAAUGCAAAGUAUGAACACAGGAUAAUAUC
This is a messenger RNA of Pomacea canaliculata, 3544 nucleotides long. RefSeq names its product cholecystokinin receptor type A-like. Gene Ontology annotation, cellular component: membrane. Gene Ontology annotation, molecular function: G protein-coupled peptide receptor activity. The coding region runs from base 370 to 1629 and encodes 419 amino acids. The record is from RefSeq and is a predicted model, not a curated record. Gene Ontology annotation, biological process: neuropeptide signaling pathway. The transcript has 3 exons. Lineage: Eukaryota; Metazoa; Mollusca; Gastropoda; Architaenioglossa; Ampullariidae.